GGCCGCGGAUGCAGGGGAGCUGCCCGGCGCCCCGGGCCGUGGGCUGGGAGGACCCGUAAGCCAAGGACCGGCUUGUCGCUCUUUCUCUAACUUGUGCGCUGUGGAAGGAAACCGGGUGAAAGCUUUCCCGCACCCAGGGAGACAUUGGCAGGCCUGCCUUUAGGGCACGUGUGCGGCUAACAUGUUUGACUGCUUCGGGCUGGCUGUCAUUCGGUGGAGAAACGCACUCAAGCUGCACACGCCCGCGGGAUGCAUCACGAUACCGCUGCUGCUGACAAAAUAUCAUUGCCCAACAAUCGGAAGGGCUGGGGGUUUUCUCCAGUGCUUCUUGAAGUGCGGCCAGGGGACCACCUGCGUCAGAUGGCCUGAGAUUUUUUUUUUAAAGACUGAUUUCUGCUCCCCACACAUGCCCCCUCUCCCCAGAUCUUUUGACUCAGCAUCUCUGUGGGUGGAGUUCGGAGACCUAAAUUUUUACAAAAUAUCUCUUCGACCCACUCAAGCUUGAGAACCACAGAAGACAUUUAGAUGGUGACGGUUUGGGGUGAUAGGAAAUUAAGCUUUGGCCGCUGGAAAAAGAGGACAUUUUCACUCAUUUUCAUUUCAACUUCUGAGCUUAUUGCUAGACGUGAAUAAAACAACAGCCAAAGUGUGGGAGGGAGGGCCUGGAGUGGGAGUGGGUGUUGGAUGCGGAUUUGAAUUGGCGAGCCCCAUGGCACUGCGAUUGCGCAAGAUCGGUCUCACCCCUUAUCUGAGGCUGCUUAGGGUUGUGGAUGGGUUUAUAAAAGCCAUUGGUCCUGCUGAUGCUAUUAAAAAACAGUUUUCUGAAGAAACGUUUGAAGAAAGAAUUGACUGUUCUGGGAAAUGCAUCUUGCCAGGUUUGGUGGAUGCACACACACAUCCAGUAUGGGCUGGUGACAGAGUUCACGAGUUUGCAAUGAAGUUGGCAGGAGCCACGUACAUGGAUAUUCACCAGGCUGGAGGAGGGAUCAACUUCACGGUGGAGCGCACGCGCCAAGCCUCGGAGGAGGAGCUGUUCAGCUCCCUCCAGCAGCGGCUGCAGUGCAUGAUGAGCGCGGGGACCACGCUGGUGGAGUGCAAGAGCGGAUACGGCCUCAACCUGGAGACCGAGCUCAAGAUGCUGCGUGUGAUUGAGCGCGCCCGGCGGGAGCUGGACAUCGGCAUCUCGGCCACUUACUGCGGGGCUCACUCAGUGCCAAAAGGAAAAACUGCGACUGAAGCUGCUGAUGACAUCAUCAAUAGCCACCUGCCAAAGCUGAAGGAACUCAGCAGAAAUGGGCAAAUUCACGUUGACAAUAUAGAUGUGUUCUGUGAGAAGGGUGUCUUUGAUCUUGAUUCCACCAGAAGGAUUCUUCAAGCUGGAAAAGAUAUGGGGUUACAGAUUAACUUCCAUGGGGAUGAACUCCACCCAAUGAAGGCUGCUGAGGUACGCUUGACCUUGUGCUGUUCUGUUGUCAACACUCAUGCUAUGGAAAGCUUACGUAGUUUGUUCAAAGACAGGAGUGGCCUGCUGAAGAGAUAGAGAGUGGGGGAAUUUGUUUGGACAAUGUAAAGAUUGGUUGGGUGACCCUUGGGAUCCCUGACCUCUAUUAGAAAUGUACUUUUUUUGCUGGUCAUUUACAUUUUUUGUCACCUGCUGAUAUGUUAGUUGAAAAAGCAGUGCCUUUGUGAUCUCAUUUACUCAAUUCACAAAGCCAUGUUAGCAGAGUCUAUUACUUUCACAUGCAACUUCUAGGGUCUUACUGUGGCAUCAUCCAGAUGAAUUUUAGUGCCAUUAAUAACCACAACAUGGUUUUCAAAUCUAUAUGUCUUGCGCUGAUUCAUUCAUUCAUGCUUUCAACAAAUAUUUGAAUGUCUACGGUGUGCCAGGCACUGAGAAUUCCUCAGUGAAUAAGACAGACAAAAUCCUGCAGAAGUGAGUCUGGAUGUCUCCCCUUUAAGCCCUGGAGCUAAAUAAACAACUACCCUUGGGGCAUAAAUAUCGAUGUAGGUACCCUACGAGUGUCUCAAGCACAACAUAUCCUGCUUGAUCUCUUACUGUCACUUCCAAAUUGUGUUCUGUGUUUCCUGCCCCAGUGCAUGACACCAUUAUCUAGCUGUCGCCUAAGUAAAAAACCUGGACAUGAUUUGACUCCUCCUUCCCCUUCACCUACCACAUUUCAACCAACCAGCAAACCCUCCCAAUUCUCCUCCUAAAUGUCUCUAGAUCCAUUUCUCUUCACCCCGUUGUCUGGUUCCAACCACCAUCAGCUCUCACUGGGAUUCCUGUAGCUGUUUGCCUCCAAGCUUGCCUUCACUUUAAUCUGUUCCUUUAAUCCAUCCCCCGGUGCAUCUUAUCCUUCCUCCCCUUUGCUUAAAACCACUUGAAAGCUCACUCAUAGGACGAAUCCCAAACUCCAUACAUGUGGGCUUGCCAGGAUCUUGCCCUUGCUUACCUCUCUAUUUUCCCCUCUCUCUCCUCUCCCUUUUCGCCUCUCUUACCCUGUGUACCAUGAACCAGCCACAAUAAACUACUUUUAGUACACCGAAUACCCCAUGCCUCUGCACAUGCUGUUUCUCGAACCUGAACACUCCUCCUUGUCUGGCUAACUAACUCACUUUCUUGUUUCAUCUUAGCUGUGGCUUCUCUGGGGUCCUUCCCAAACCUCUCCAAGAGUAGCUUAUAGCUCCUCCCUGUACUUACCCACUGGGUUAAAAUCGCCUCUCUGAUCCCUACUGGACUGUAAACUCAUGAGGAUUGUACCCAUGUCUUACACAGCCCUACCCAUGGAGGUUAGCACAGCGCCUGGCAUACAGAUGGCCUUUAGUAGGUAAACAUUUGUUGAAUGUUAAAUGAAUGUGAACUGGAUGGUCAACAUGAUACUUUUGGUGGUAGAGAGUGGUGAAUUAAAUCAAUAGAGGUCGAUACCCAGGAUGAACAAAUCAAGUUUGAAAAAGUGAGGGUGACUCCAAGGUCAGAAAGGAAUUCCCUUGGGGGAGCCUAGUCUGUUCUGUGGAUACAGGGCUCCCCAGAGCCCCAGAAAACUACUCUUAGAUAUUAGCCAGCUGAGGAGGAGCCAGCUCUUUUGGAAAUAUUGUCUACUUUCCUUUCCUUGGAAUAUGUUUUCUUAACCUAUCACCCUUCAGCUUGU
Hipposideros armiger (great roundleaf bat) is the source of this 3149-nucleotide messenger RNA. RefSeq names its product amidohydrolase domain containing 1 (gene AMDHD1). The transcript has 5 exons. Gene Ontology annotation, cellular component: cytoplasm. Lineage: Eukaryota; Metazoa; Chordata; Mammalia; Chiroptera; Hipposideridae. Gene Ontology annotation, molecular function: imidazolonepropionase activity. The coding region runs from base 710 to 1540 and encodes 276 amino acids. The record is from RefSeq and is a predicted model, not a curated record.